CCACUUAUUCGGCAUAAUUCUGUGUGUCAUAAACAUUCCUACACUGAAAAAUAAUUAUAAAUUGAAUUAUAUAGCAAUACCUUUAGGUAUUUCCGAAAUAAACAGUGGAAAACCAAUGAACCCACGCGAACUCUCUGCCCACGCUCUCCUUAUCUUCGAACCAAGUACGCACUAGUCUUACAUAAUAAAAGCUAGUGGAGAUUAGGACCCACCAGAGCGCCAUCUUCACACCAUGUAGGGCAUUCCUAAGCAAGACAUACCCUAGAGCAGAAUCUUAGACAUGCGAUUGGCACUCGCCAAAAUUCAGCUAUCUCAACUCGUCACUGAUAAGGAACCAUAUGUGUGGGGGGCAGGUUAACCGCUCCCGCUUUCUUGACUCCGAUAAGGAGCCACCAACCACAAAUUGGGGAGGACGACUCUCUCUCCAGGGUGACUCUCCCUAUAAAUACAACAGCCCCUCGCCGGCGACGGCCAAAUCUGAAAUCGGCAGCUAGCGAGAGACACCUGGACAAGAAACACGGCAAAAUCGGGCCGAAUAAAGUGAAUUCCAUGAGAAAGCGAAACGGAAUACAAGUGAAGUGCUAUCGAUACGCCAGAACAAGGGCGAAAAGCUAAAGAAUUCGCGACACAAACACACCAAACGAGUCGCGAAUCCCCAAGAACACCACCACCCCCUACCGAAAACCGUCAAGAUUACUUACUACUACCCACCGAAUUCGUGCGGCGCGUGCAACCAGAGCGAGGACAUCAUGCUCUUAUCCUACCGAUGCAUCUACUCGGUGCUGCUGUCCACCAUAGCCAGCAUUAUGGUGGUGCUCAGCUCUGCAUCCUCCGGCUCCAUGCAGCUGCCCACCGUUCGCAAGUGCGGCGGUGGCGCCGGCUCCACGGGAGCAGCCCACACCAUGGCCAUGAACUUGGCGGCCUACGGGCUGCUGGAGAACCGGAUUAGCACUCUGGAAGCACCGCGACAAACGCACUGGAGCAAGAAGUUCCUGGCCAAGCGGGAGGCGACUCCACACUCGGCGCCCUAUGUGGUCAGCAUCCAGAUGAUGACGCCGGAUCAGGGCCUGGUCCACUACUGUGCCGGCACCGUGAUCAACGAGCACUGGAUCCUGACGGCGGCCCACUGCCUCACCUCACCGCAGGCGGUGGAGAACUCCGUCAUUGUGGCCGGCAGCCACGACAUCCACGACCAGAAGGGAGAGGCGAGCAACAUCCAGAUGCGGCACAUCGACUACUAUGUGCGCCACGAACUCUACCUGGGCGGAGUGAAUCCCUACGACAUUGCCCUGAUCUACACCAAGGAGCCACUGGUCUUUGACGAGUAUGUCCAGCCAGCCACGUUGCCGGAGCAGGAUGCUCAGCCGGAGGGCUAUGGCACUCUCUACGGCUGGGGCAAUGUCUCGAUGACGGCGGUGCCCAACUAUCCGCACCGCCUGCAGGAGGCCAACAUGCCCAUCCUGGACAUGGAGCUCUGCGAACAGAUCCUCGCCCGCUCCGGCCUCCAGCUGCACGAGACCAAUCUGUGCACUGGUCCUCUCACGGGAGGCGUUAGCAUCUGCACCGCCGACUCCGGCGGCCCGCUGAUCCAGCAGUGCUGCGAGGAGCACUUCGAGCGGGCCAACAUCGUCAUCGGCAUCGUGUCCUGGGGCAAGAUGCCCUGCGGCCAGAAGAACGCCCCCUCGGUCUUUGUCCGCGUCUCCGCCUUCACGGACUGGAUCAACCAGGUCAUCAGCACGGCCACCCAGAUCAUGUAGGAUGAUCAUCGGAACGGAAAGAAAUGAGCGCUCGAAUGUGAAGAUAUCGAAAAUAAUCGAAGAUUAAAUAUACAAACGAAAAAAAAACACAAAAGAUUGAGAAAACCCAAAGAAAAAUGUAGAUUCUCUAGAAAAUCUCACUAGAUAGUUAAGACGAACAAAUAUAUAAUGAUAAACUGCCCUGAUUCUAGUUAUUUAAGAUGUAGUUUAAGCUCUGAAUAAAAUGUUGAAUAUUUAAAUGGAAAAAACCAA
This is a messenger RNA of Drosophila biarmipes, 2009 nucleotides long. RefSeq names its product lectizyme. Bases 750 to 1757 code for a protein of 335 amino acids. The transcript has a single exon. NCBI's taxonomy places the organism in Eukaryota, Metazoa, Arthropoda, Insecta, Diptera, Drosophilidae. Gene Ontology annotation, biological process: proteolysis. Gene Ontology annotation, molecular function: serine-type endopeptidase activity. The record is from RefSeq and is a predicted model, not a curated record.